Trypanosoma cruzi is the source of this 2997-nucleotide messenger RNA. Its product is annotated as protein transport protein Sec23, putative. The transcript has a single exon. Gene Ontology annotation, biological process: COPII-coated vesicle cargo loading; intracellular protein transport; endoplasmic reticulum to Golgi vesicle-mediated transport. The record is from RefSeq and is a predicted model, not a curated record. Gene Ontology annotation, cellular component: COPII vesicle coat; endoplasmic reticulum exit site. The coding region runs from base 1 to 2997 and encodes 998 amino acids. Gene Ontology annotation, molecular function: zinc ion binding; GTPase activator activity. Lineage: Eukaryota; Euglenozoa; Kinetoplastea; Trypanosomatida; Trypanosomatidae.
AUGCAAGGGUAUCCGCAACUGCCGCAGCAACAACAGUCUUAUGGUGGCUACGAUGCGGCCACGUUACAGAAACAACAACAAGAACAACAACAACAACAACAGUAUGCAUACUCAACAAACGUGGGCAAUAGGGAUUACGGGUCGUACUAUAACCCAGCUAACAUUGACGCGUCACAGGGUGGCAUGGCGUCCAGCGUCAUGAAUAGUGGCUAUGGUAAUCAAUACAUGCAGCAGUAUCAGCAACAACAGGCGUAUGAUGGCUACCGUGGAGGAGGACCUGAGCAAUGGCAGCAGUCGUAUUCGUACGCUCAGCAGCAGUACGCCCCAACUAUGAAUAAAACUGCGGAUGCCCAUUCGGCUUCACUCAACCCUUACGCGGCGUCGACCACGGCGUACACGAAUACGGCUGCCGAGGCCGCUGAUUCUAGCUUGAAUCUUGGGAGUGAGCAGCCGUGUGCUGCAACAAAUGCUACCGAUGAUAACGGGCUGCGUUGGACAUGGAGCACCUACCCGAACACGUACCGCGAUUCCAAACAAGAUUCCAUCUCCAUGGGGUCCAUCACACUACCUGAGAUGAUUAUUCCGCUUGCGUGCAUGUAUACACCUUUGAAACCGCUUGAGACAAGUCAUUUUAUUAUUGGUGACCCCGCUGCGCGUGGCCAACAGUGCUCGAAUUGCGGUGCCUUUUGGAAUAAACACUGCUACCGUGAGGAAGGAAAAUUCUGGGUGUGUCUUGCGUGUCUACGCCGCAACCCAACGCCGCCCAACUACAGCAUUGAGCAUCCAGCGCUGCACUAUGAGACGGUGGAGUACAUUAUUCCCACCCAGGCGUCCACGACGGCAGGAGGAGAGGCUUUGACCCCAGCCAAAAAGCACACGUAUCCAACAUUUAUUUUUAUCAUUGACGUCUGUAUCCCAGUGGAGGAACUUGAGACGCUUAAACAAAACAUUCUGCGUUGCUUCAACUGGCUCCCUCCACAGUCCCUCGUGGGGCUCAUCUCGUUUGGAGCCCGCGUCACGGUAUGGGAACUAGGAAAUACGGCGGUGACACGCUGCUACAGCUUUCGAGGCGACAAGGAGUACGACCCUGCUGAACUCUCAGCCAUGCUGCAGGUAACGGAUACGAUGCCGGCCAAGGGCCGAUUCUUGUCGCCUCUUGAAGACUGUGAGUUUCUACUGACAAACUUAAUCGGGGAGCUGCAAUGCGACGAUACUGUGACGCCUGGCAACAAGCGACCACUUCGAACCACCGGAACAGCUGUUAGUGUUGCAGUACGGUUACUAGAGACACUGUACGAGAAGCUCAGUGUGAAAGAAUCACGAGCAGCAGGUGCUGCUGCUACAGUGUCGACACCUGUUUUAAAGGCGGGCCGAGUGCUGCUCUUCACAGGUGGCCCGUGCACACGCGGUCCAGGAACCGUUGUGUGCACUGAGAAGGAAAAAAUGAUGCGGUUUCACCGAGACAUUAUUGAUGGGGAAACACCAUAUUACGUUGACGCCUAUAACAUGUACAACGGCCUGCAGCAGCGUCUGUCCAAUGUGCAUGCAAGCCUUGACGUGUUUGCCGAGAGCUUUGAUCAGACAGGCAUUUUGGAAAUGCGAGAGGCAGUGAACCAAACUGGGGGCACGUUUAUAUGUGGCGACACGUUUAAUCACGAGAUGUUUUUAAAGUCGUUUCAACGGUACUUUGACCGUUACGACCCACGCAUACGUGGGCCAGAGACACCGGGCGGAGAGUCGCAAUGUGCCGCCUUCUCUGUACGUAGUGCGUUCGGUGUAAAGUUUGGGGUGCAUACAUCCGUGGACACGUUAGUGUGCGGCGUGUUGGGGCCGUGUCUUGUGGAUGAGAAGGCGAACAAGGCGAAUCCGAACCGUGUUUCAUCCCCCAUUCAAAUCGGUGUAGGGGGCACAACAAACUGGUGUGUUAGCACGAUGGAUCAGGCCGUCACGUACACGUUUAUUUUUGACACCGCCACAUUGGGCAAAAAAAGUAGCAGCGGUACCACCGGGUCAAAAGAUCCGCACAGCAAUGAGGCCAAACGACGUUUUAUUCAAUUUGUUGUGCGUUUCAACACCCCACACGGGGAGUCGCGGGUGCGUGUGACGAGUGUUGUACUGCCCAUUGCACCGUCCUCGCCCGUCGUCGACCCGCAGUACUUUGUGCGCCAUCAGGCAUUUGACCAGACGUGUGCGGCUACCUUGCUGGCCCGCAUGGUGGUGGGCAUUCUCGAGAAACACCCAAGCAAGUGGGACGACACAAAGCGGUGGAUUGACACCGUACUUGUACGUUUUGUGCGUCGUUACGGCACCUUCACUCCUGGCGUACCGGAGUCGCUGCGGCUUCACGCGUGUCUCUCGCUUUUCCCGUCAUUUUUGUUUAACCUACGCCGAUCGGAGUACUUCAUGGUACUCAACAUCUCCCCUGAUGAGACGACGUUUAAGCGGCACUGGCUUAUGCGGGAAACGGUCGACAAUUGUGUCCUCAUGAUUCAGCCAGCCCUGUACUCGUAUGACAUUGAGACGCCAAUAGCAACGCCGGUGCCACUUGACAGUUGCAGUCUACGCCCCGACAAUAUUCUCCUCAUGGACGCGUACUUCAACAUUCACAUCAUGUGGGGCACAACCAUCUUUGCAUGGAUACAAGCCAAGUACCAGGACGAGCCCGAGUACGCGUACUUUGCACAAUUGCUGGAGUCUGUAGAGAACGAUGCGCUGGGUGUGCUGAGUACGCGGUAUCCGUACCCACGCUUUUCUCGCACGGACGCAAAUGGCUCUGAAGCGCGGCACAUCAAAACGCGCAUGAACCCGACAACAACACAUCAUAAUGGCGCUGCUGGUGGUGCCGUCGCAGCGAGUGACCGUUCAGACGUGAUAUACACCGAUGAGGCUUCCAUCAUGAAGUUUGUGGAAUCUCUGAAGCAAGCCGUUGUCUCUAUCGUUAAAGAUGGCAAUGGUAUGAAUAGCAACAACAACAACAACAACAAUGGAGGGCGUUAA